Prorocentrum cordatum is the source of this 765-nucleotide messenger RNA. The record is from the annotation of a GenBank genome assembly. NCBI's taxonomy places the organism in Eukaryota, Dinophyceae, Prorocentrales, Prorocentraceae.
AUGCGGAGUCCAGGGGGCUUGAUGUGGAAUGGUAAAGAUAAAUCGUAUCAUCAUUAUCCUUGCCGUCAAACAGUGCCUCGACAGAGCGUUUGGUGGCAAACUACUAAAAAUCCACCCUGGCCCACAGGGUCCCAAAACGGCCCAAGGAGCACUCAGGACGGCCCAGGCGUCCUCCAACAGACUCGCACGAGGCCAGACAGCACAGCCAAGAGGAGGCUCCCGAGGCGCCCACGCGCCCGAGACGGCCCCAGACGACUCCGAGACGGCCCAGCUGGCACCACAGACACCAGGACCUUCCCGGCUGGCGGGAAUCGCGGUGAUCUGGCGCACGUCUCGCCGUUCGCCACCGCGAGCAUCGUGGCCCACCUCGCGGCGCAAGCUUGCCGUCGAGGACGCUCGCGACGACGCCGGAGACGACGACGCAGACGACCUGCUUCCUCCUCUCGCUACACCGCUGGGAUCAGCGCUUGCGGGAACGGCGGUCAGUGGCAGCGGGCCUUGGCCUUGCUCGGCGAGAUGCAGGAGGCGAAGGUGGAGCCCAACGUCAUCAGCUACAACGCCGGGAUCAGCGGGUGCGAGAAGGGCGGUCAGUGGCAGCGGACAUUGGCUCUGAUGAGCGAGAUGUGGGAGGCGAAGGUAAAGCCCGACAUCAUCUCUCCUAUAAUCUACAGCACUGGGAUCAGCGCGUGCGAAAAGCAAGCGCAGUGGCAGCGGGCGUUGGCGCUGCUCAGCGAGGUGAGGGAGGCGAAGGUGGAGCCCGACUAA